Messenger RNA from Sphaeroforma arctica JP610, 177 nucleotides. RefSeq lists its product as hypothetical. NCBI's taxonomy places the organism in Eukaryota, Ichthyosporea, Ichthyophonida. The record is from RefSeq and is a predicted model, not a curated record. The transcript is spliced from 2 exons. The annotation marks the transcript as partial.
AAUGCUACGAAUUCUCUUGAAGAGCGUCUCAAAGCCAUGGCCGAACUAUCACGCCAGCGCUUCGAGAUUGAACGGGUGCAAAUCAAGAUAGCCGAGUCAAUUGCUGACGAGGUUCUUGUCUUUGCGCAGAAAGAGCUCGAUGACGACGACCACACCAUACGUACGUUGUCCAGAUAG